AGAGCGAGGACAGAACCGGCGUCCAGAGCCGUGGACGAUCAGGAAGGUGACCAGCCCAUCUCGGUAAACCAUGGCAUAUCAGCUCUAUAGAAACACCACGCUGGGGAACAGCCUUCAGGAGAGUCUGGAUGAGCUCAUACAGUCACAGCAAAUCACACCUCAGCUGGCCCUUCAGGUGCUACUUCAAUUUGAUAAAGCUAUAAAUUCGGCACUGGCACAACGAGUCAGGAACAGAGUCAAUUUCAGGGGGUCUCUGAAUACAUACAGGUUCUGUGACAACGUAUGGACAUUUGUACUGAAUGAUGUUGAAUUUAGGGAGGUCACUGAACUUGUCAAAGUGGAUAAAGUGAAAAUUGUAGCAUGUGAUGGAAAAAACACUGGUUCCAAUACUGCAGAAUGAAUAGAACUGUGGUUUGUCUGCAAUAUUUUCUGUUAAUAAUGCAGCACUUUGUGGAGAGAAGCAUGGAAAGGGACUGUGUUCGUACUUAAUUCUUGUGAUGCAGAUGGGAGUUACUCCAUACUAGAAAGCAUCACAGAAUGACAGCGGAAGAAAUACCUGUAGCAUUUCUUCAGUUCACCUUAUAGGGCAUGAAUACAAUGUUACUUUUUUUUUUUUUUUAAUUACAACAGAUACUGUUGCCUUUUUGUUCAAAAGAAUUUCUGUAAUAAAAUAUUAUUUAAAAACUU
Molecule: messenger RNA, 687 nt
Organism: Phaethon lepturus (White-tailed tropicbird)
Lineage: Eukaryota; Metazoa; Chordata; Aves; Phaethontiformes; Phaethontidae
Gene: GTF2A2
Product: general transcription factor IIA, 2, 12kDa
Exons: 4
Coding region: 71-400 (109 amino acids)
Biological process (GO): RNA polymerase II preinitiation complex assembly; transcription initiation at RNA polymerase II promoter
Cellular component (GO): transcription factor TFIIA complex
Molecular function (GO): RNA polymerase II general transcription initiation factor activity; TBP-class protein binding
Source: RefSeq, a predicted model, not a curated record